CUCUUAUCGUUCUAAGCAGCCCGACAUACUCUAGCUUCCCACUCUAACAACCAGACCAUGAUCUUUGAAACUUUAUGAUGAUCUGUAGUCUCAUCUAGAUCAGGACCCAGUGCCGCUUUUCGAAGUCACACCCACAGCACCAUCACCGAACAAACAACGAGCAAUGGCGCCCCAUGCAACUGAAACGACAAGUCCGCCAUCUGUCGGUAACGAGUACAACACUACCACCGACGUCGUUGUGCUCGCCUCUUCCCGCGCAGUUGUCGAAGACUGCCUCGGUCCAGCUACUAUCGUAGUCUCACCGUCAACUGGACGCAUAACCUCCCUCUUCCACUCCGUGCUACCUCCCACGUCCUUCCCGCCUGGCACACCUUACAUUGACUACAGCCCUAACGUCCUCCUUCCAGGCCUCGUGGACGCACACGUGCACCUUAACGAGCCGGGACGCACAGAAUGGGAAGGCUUCUGGACCGGCACACGAGCCGCUGCAUUCGGUGGUGUCACUACGGUAGUAGACAUGCCGCUGAAUGCAAUACCACCUACUACCACCGUUCAAGGGCUCGAGGAGAAGGUGGCUGCGGCACAAGGACAAUGCUGGGUUGAUGUUGGAUUCUACGGCGGUAUAGUGCCAGGCAAUGUUGCAGAGCUCAAGCCACUGGUACAAGGCGGUGUACGCGGUUUCAAAGGCUUUCUGAUCGAUAGUGGCGUCGAAGAGUUUCCUGCAGUAUCAUCACAAGACAUUGCCGCCGUUUUCGAAGAACUAGCGGACGAGCCUACAACGGUUAUGUUCCACGCUGAAAUGAUACCGCCUAUCACAGCUUCAGUCGGAGACGAUGUACAGUGGUCAUUACCGCCUCUCGAACCGAGCGGUCCAUUAGAUCGAUACCAAACUUUUCUUGAUUCGCGGCCUGUGUCCUUUGAGACUUACGCCAUCUCGGAGAUAUUGAGUUUAGCGCACCUAGCACCCAAACUACUGCUCCACAUCGUACAUCUAUCAGCGAUUGAAGCGAUACCACUCCUGCGCGAAGCACGUCAUAACGGCAUUAAGAUCACAGCAGAAACGUGCUUCCAUUACCUCUCCUUGGCUGCCGAGCAGAUACAGGAAGGCGACACUAGGCAUAAAUGCUGUCCGCCAAUUCGGGAACAGGCGAACCAAGACGGCUUAUGGGCGGAGAUGCUGGAUAUUGAAGACAGCGUGAUAAGGACAGUAGUCUCGGACCACUCGCCAUGUACGCCGAACCUCAAGCUGCUACCGUCACAUAUACCGGGAUCACGAAUUGACAAGCCAGCUGCUACUUGCUGCGCGACGGCAAGUCAAGGCGACUUCUUCACUGCCUGGGGCGGUAUCUCCUCAGUCGGACUCGGCAUUAGCAUUCUCUGGACCGAAGCCAUGAGGCGGUCAUUAGAUGUGGACGACACCUUACUGAAUGUGGCGAGGUGGUGCUGUGCCAACACGGCAUUGCAAAUCGGUCUUGAGCACCGGAAGGGCAUGCUCAAGGUCGGCAUGGAUGCAGAUAUAGCAGUCUUCGAUCCGCAGGCAGAGUUCGAUGUUGGCACGGAAGCGAUGCUCUUCCGUAACAAGUGCUCGCCAUACCAAGGUCGCCGACUGCGCGGUGUGGUGCAGGAGACGUGGCUGCGGGGGAGGAAGGUCCAUAGCAGAGAGGGUGGGUUUGUGGAGAAAGUUGGACCUACAGGCGAGCUGUUGUUGGAGCCUCGAACAGUAUAACACACCGCUCGUUACAAAUACUAUGCGGACUGACUAGUCCUUCCGGUCAUUGCUGGUAGCUUACCGCAUAUUAAGGUUGCUGGUUAG
Molecule: messenger RNA, 1813 nt
Organism: Baudoinia panamericana UAMH 10762
Lineage: Eukaryota; Fungi; Ascomycota; Dothideomycetes; Mycosphaerellales; Teratosphaeriaceae
Exons: 1
Coding region: 164-1726 (520 amino acids)
Biological process (GO): purine nucleobase catabolic process
Cellular component (GO): cytoplasm
Molecular function (GO): allantoinase activity
Source: RefSeq, a predicted model, not a curated record